Molecule: messenger RNA, 1305 nt
Organism: Colletotrichum godetiae
Lineage: Eukaryota; Fungi; Ascomycota; Sordariomycetes; Glomerellales; Glomerellaceae
Product: short chain dehydrogenase reductase
Exons: 3
Coding region: 40-1032 (330 amino acids)
Cellular component (GO): cytoplasm
Molecular function (GO): oxidoreductase activity, acting on the CH-OH group of donors, NAD or NADP as acceptor
Source: RefSeq, a predicted model, not a curated record
GCUUGCCUUCGGACUAUGUAAGCAUCACCGACCGGAUACAUGAUCGACUUACACAAAAAGAACAUACCAAAGAUGACCUCGUGGGAAGUAAAUGGCAAAGUCGCGCUCGUGACCGGUGCUGGAUCAGGUAUCAACCAUGCGCUGACUAGGGCUCUUCUCGAGUUGAGUUGUUCAGUCAUCAUGGCGGAUCUAAGACUACGUCCUGAAGCUGAAGAGACACUCAAGAAAUACCCUCACCCACCAACCGAGCCCGGCACCGCGUCGGCAAUCUUUCAUCAGACAGACCUCAGCGAUUGGUCUCAGAUAAGCAAACUGUGGGAUACCGCACUCAACACAUAUGGACGAGUCAAUCUGCUCGUGAACGGGGCCGGGAUCUAUGACCCACCCUCCAGCGACUUCUGGAACCCGCCCGGAAUCUCGCCUCUAUCCCGAGACCAAGCCGAUGCCAAGGUCGGCAUGUACCAAGCCUAUGCCGUCAACACCAUCGCUCCCGUCAGACUUGCCCAGAUCGCCGUCGAAUACUGGCUCCGUCCCGAAAACCGACAUCUUUCAGGCAACAUCCUCUGGAUCGCUAGUAUGGCGGGCUACGUUCAUGGCCUCCUGACACCGUUCUACUACUCAAGCAAGGCUGCAGUUGUUAGCAUGUGCAAGUCCCUCGGCUCCUUGAAUAAGAUUGCCGGCAUCAGAAAUGCGGCAAUCUGUCCCGGAGCAGUCGAUACCCCGAUCUUCCACGCUUCCUACAGCCGAGAGCGCGUACAUGCUGAUGACUUGAUGCUCAGCGUUGAAGAAGUUGUCCAGGUUGCCAUGUCUGCCAUCCGUGAUCCUAAAUAUGGCGACGGAAACAUUAUCGAGGUGUUUUGUGGAGGGAUGAAUGAAAACCACAAAGUCUCAGUUCGGGAUGUACCUUUGGAAAGCUUGUACGAUGUUGAGGGCAUGAAGGGCAUGGCAGCUGGAACGCACAUGCUUAUCAAGCAGGACGAGUUCAUAAUGAAGUUGAAGAGGAGAGGCUUAGGAUUUUCUGCAAAGAUCUGAGGGCGCAAGCUGGAGAGAUUGUAAGUCGGUCUGCACCAGAGCAAGUCACUGUCACAGGAAUCUAAGUUGAAUGACGAGAAAGGGAGAGUAAUGAGAUUGGCAUGGUUACUCGAUCGAUCCCCUGGGGCUCAAUUUGAACGAAUUCCCAGACCAUGUGAUAGCGUCUUAGGGUUGGAGGUCCAGAGAAAGUGUAAGCGCAGCGUAUUAAUGUUUUGGGCGUGGUUCCAUAUCCUGCAAAGGUUUCAUACAAUAUCAUCCAAGGCUAUAAGUACC